AUGGAUGAAAAAGUUUCAAUCUUUGAUAUUUUGAUUCUUCCCCUGAACCCCAGAAGCAUCAUGAUUGCAGUGUCCACUGAAGAAGACUUUCUGAUAGGCAAAAUCCUCAUGACUCAUGAUCCUGAUGGUUCUCGGCUUGAUUCUCGGCCCUUAUUUCGUGUUUUGAAGAAUAUCUUUCAUUAUGCUGGUCCUGUGUCAGGAAAAGAUUCUGAUCCGGAGAUAUUGGCCACCAGCUUAAGCGAUGUUGAAGCUAUUGGACUACAGAAAACAUUGGGAUACACCAUUUAUAUGAUAUCACAUCAGGUCUUCAGUAAUUGCUUUGAGGAAGGCGAUUUACACUCCAAGACAAUGUCAUUAUUUGACACAUUACGAAAUUUCAAGUGGGAUGCCAAAAUGAUUCUAAUCCUAGCAGGCUUCGUGAUGGUUUAUGAAGAAUUUCAGCUCAUAGUGCAACUCCAGUCUCAUCAUGCCUUGGCAAAGUUACUUGCAUUACUAGGACGAGCGCCUUGUGACUUCAAGUGUUUCAGGUCACAGUUCAAGGCAUUGACUGUGUUGGUGGAGAAUAUGUUGGACUUGACACAAGUCAUCAUAGAGUUCGAAAACCUGCCUUUGCAACAAGAACUUCUUGAGCCCGAGAUUUUAUCUAAUGCCAAGUCAAAGAUUUACAUAGCCAGCUACUGGAUUUGCCGGAGCGCAUUGGUUUGCUUUUCUGUGAUGACAGACCUGCGGAUGACAAAACAUGACCAAGAAUUCAAAAAGAAGCUUGAAAUUUGCCAUCAGGAGACAGAAACAAAAUUGUACAAGAAGCUGCUCGAUCUUUUCAAGCAGACUCAUCCUGACAAUCAAGAAACUCUUCAUAAGCUAGUCCCUUUCGCGGAUGAUUAUCCCUUGAAGGAUCGCUUCUCUCUGCAUGGAAUCACUGAGCUAAAAAACAAGGUGGUUAUUCUUCUGUUGUCCCCUGCUGAUCUCCUCCCCAUUGAGCAGAUAUUCCUGCUGGUGCAGCAGACAUAUGAUCAUCCCAACCAGGAUAAAAUUGACAGAAGUUAUGUGAUUUUAUGGGUGCCAAUCUCAACUUCACAUACUUGGAGUCGGGCUGAAGAAAUCAGCUUCCAGUUUCUAUCAAAUUCGCUGCCAUUCUGGUCUUUACACCAGCCAUGGUUUCUGAGAUCUGCAGUUGUCGACUUCAUCACACAAGAAUGGAGCUAUAAAGGGGAAGCCAUGUUAGUUGUUUUGGAUACUAAUGGCAUGGUUACCAACUCAAAUGCAAUGGACUUGAUAUGGAUAUGGGGAGCUGAUGCUUUUCCCUUUUCAACAUCAAGAGAAAAGAAGCUCUGGGAAGUUGAAACAUGGACCUUACAACUUGUUACAAGUGGCGUUAACCCUUUGUUAACAAAAUGGGUUGAAGAAGAAAUGGACAUCUGUAUUUAUGCAAGUGACAAGUUGGAUUGGAUCAAAGAGUUCACUUCUAAAAUUAAAGAAAUUAAGGAAGAAACUGAACUUCAGCUGAAGAUGAUUUAUGUUGGCUGGAAAAAUCAAGAUCCAAGUGAAACAUUACGGAACAUAUCAGAUGUCAUCAAAAAAGAAAACUUAAGCGCUUGCCUCACGUACACACAACAAUGGUUCUUUUGGCAUAGAUUGGAGUGUAUGAAAAAUUCAAUCACUCGCGAAGGGGGGCCGCAUGUAGGAGCUUCUGAUAGUAUCUUGAAAGAGGUAAUGGAAUUAGUAAAUGUUGACAGCAAUAAUAAUGGUUGGGUGCUCAUAGGAAAAGGGUCUUUUCCAGGGCUAAUAAAGCUUCAAGGAAGGGAAGCCACAGAAUGCUUUAAUAGUUUCUCGAGAUGGGCUGAGAAUGUCGAAGAAUUGGGAUUGGUGGAUGCCAUUAGAAGUUCAUUUGAACCUUCAGCUGUUAGUCCGUGCAAUCACUAUGAGGUUCUUCUUCCGUACAAGGAAGGUUCUGCACCAGGACAAGUGUCGUGUCCGUCCUUGCUUCAAGGCCUUCCAAGUCCUUCCAAAAUGUCUGAAAUUGUGCCAACUACCAGGGGCCAACAAAUGCAACCAAUACAACCAAUGCAGCAGUUGCAGCCCAUUCAGCCAUUGGCUAGGCCGGCAAGCGAAAUCGUACCAACUACAAGGGGCCAGGCAUUGGGUCAAUCAAUUGCUCCUGAAAGUGUACCGGCAACUACUGCUUUGAGGAAUCAGGCAUUGAAUGCGCUGCAAUCUCAUCUUGGUGAAGUGCCUGCUACCCACCUUAAUGAAGUGCCUGCUAGUCAUCUUGGUCAAGUGCCUCCUGUUAGGAGCCAUCCAACCACAACUGUGCCAGGAAUUCUCAAGCCUCAUCCGACCAGUACUGCAAUUGUCCCGUCUUCUACAAGGAGUAGCCAUUUAAUGAGGGGCGAUCGCCAUUUGUUCUCAACUUCGGAUGAUGGCGCCAUGAUGAAGCAAAUUCUAGCCACUCAUGCUCCUGAUGGCCGUGAUUUUGAUGUCAAACCACUCUUUGUCAUCAUUGAGGACAUCAUGCACCGUUCUACCCCGGCAUUUCUUGGAGCGACGGAACAAAGUCAAGCUCAUAUUGAUGCAUGGGAUGAGAAGGCACUUCACGCUGGUUACAAUGAAAUACUUGAACUUCUCGCAUACCCCAUCAACAAAACAAGCUGUGAGAUCAUAUGCAAGUGCAAUGCUGGUGGAGAUGCACACUUGAUUACUAUGGCACUCUUCCAGUCACUAUCAAGCUACACUUGGGAGGCUAAAGUGACAAUAGCCUUCGCUGCUUUUGCUGUGAACUAUGGCGAGUUCUGGCUCGUUGCACAGCUUUACACCACAAAUCCACUAGCCAAGUCUGUUGCACUUCUUAAGGAACUUCCAGAAGUGAUGGAGCAUACUGAAGCUUUAAAACAGAAGUUCUCGGCAAUUAAUAACCUCAUUCAUGCAAUGCUGGAGGUGACCGAGUGUAUUAUUAGGUUCAAGGAGCUCCCCUCACAGUACAUUAGCAUCGAGUCACCUGAAAUGAUGGCGGCUGCUGCUCAUAUCCCCACUGCAGCUUACUGGACGGUUCGUAGCAUUGUAGCUUGUUCAACCAUAUUACUCAACCUCAUAGCCCUUGGACAUGAGUACAUUGCUUCAGCUUCUGAGACCUGGGAACUCAACAGCUUGGCUCACAAACUUGCUAACAUAAAAGCCCACCUGGAAGGUCAAAUGGGAAAUAUAAAUCAAAAGAUUGAGGAGAGGAGGCAAAAUGAUGCAUAUCUUGCACUGAUUCGACUCUUUGAAACGCCUCAUAUUGACAACAUGAAGAUUCUUAGGGCUUUAAUUUACGCCAAAGAGGAUCAGCUGCCUCUUUAUGAUGGAACUCACAAGAGAAGAGCUAGCCUUGAUAUCUUGAGAAGGAAACAUGUUUUGCUGCUCAUUUCAGACCUAGACAUGUCUCAUGAAGAACUGUCAAUCCUCCAUCAAAUGUAUAGUGAGGCCAAACAACAGCCGAAUAGGCCAGAGAGUCAGUAUGAGGUUGUUUGGCUUCCAGUUGUUGACAGAGUAACUCCAUGGAAUGAUGCAAAGCAGAAACAAUUCGAACUUGUCCAAAACUCCAUGCCAUGGUACUCAGUAGCUCAUCCAAGCAUGCUGGAUCCUGCAGUCAUUAGGUUCAUCAAGGAGGUUUGGGGAUUCACGAAGAAACCUCAGCUUGUAGUCCUGGAUCCUCAGGGCAAAGAAUCGAAUCGCAAUGCACUGCAUAUGAUGUGGAUUUGGGGUAGUCUGGCUUUCCCCUUCACUAAGUCAAAAGAAGAAGCACUCUGGAGAGAAGAAACUUGGAGAAUGGAAUUGUUAGCUGAUUCCAUUGACCAAAAUCUGUUCCUUUGGGUGAAUGAAAACAGAUACAUAUGUUUGUAUGGUGGAGAGGACAUAGAAUGGAUCAGGAAAUUCACAACUACAAUGAGGGCAGUCGCGAAUGCUGCACGAAUUCCACUAGAAAUGCUUUAUGUGGGCAAAAGCAACCCGAAAGAAAGGGUAAGAAGAAACAAUUCCAUUAUCCAGGUUGAAAACCUGAGCCACGUCUUGCCAGACUUAACACUUAUCUGGUUUUUCUGGGUGAGGCUGGAAAGCAUGUGGCAUUCCAAAAUGCAACACGGAAUGACCGUUGAGAAUGAUCCCAUCAUGCAAGAGAUUGUGACAAUGCUCAGCUUUGAUGGCAGUGAUCAAGGCUGGGCAGUGUUUUCCAGGGGAGCACAUGAGAUGGCCAAAGGGAAAGGCGAGACAGUUCUGACAUGUGUGAGCCAGUACGAUCGCUGGAAGGACAAAGUCGUCUACCCUGACGGCUUUGUGAUCGCGCUGAACGAAGAGCUCAAGGAACUUCAUUCACCACACCAUUGCAACAGGCUCAUAUUGCCUGGAACCACAGGGCAAAUUCCCGAGCGGGUUGUUUGUGCUGAAUGCACCCGCCCGAUGGAGAGGUUCAUUAUGUACCGCUGCUGCAAUGAAUAA
Molecule: messenger RNA, 4470 nt
Organism: Oldenlandia corymbosa var. corymbosa
Lineage: Eukaryota; Viridiplantae; Streptophyta; Magnoliopsida; Gentianales; Rubiaceae
Source: the annotation of a GenBank genome assembly